Tachysurus fulvidraco (yellow catfish) is the source of this 1144-nucleotide messenger RNA. RefSeq names its product tumor necrosis factor receptor superfamily member 6-like. Bases 287 to 619 code for a protein of 110 amino acids. NCBI's taxonomy places the organism in Eukaryota, Metazoa, Chordata, Actinopteri, Siluriformes, Bagridae. The record is from RefSeq and is a predicted model, not a curated record. Gene Ontology annotation, biological process: extrinsic apoptotic signaling pathway in absence of ligand; necroptotic signaling pathway; regulation of stress-activated MAPK cascade. The transcript is spliced from 4 exons. Gene Ontology annotation, cellular component: external side of plasma membrane; CD95 death-inducing signaling complex; membrane raft. Gene Ontology annotation, molecular function: protein binding; tumor necrosis factor receptor activity.
CAGUAUAUAUUUUUUAUUUGAUUGUUUAUUUUUAAUUCUGUUGUCCUCUUUUUUGUCUCUGUCUUUGUCCUGUAGGUGUGAAGAGACCGGGGUCAAAGUGUCCUGCACCCCCACCAAUGACACACAGUGCGAUGAGAAACAGAACACACGACGAGGGAUCAUAAUUGCCGUCCGGGUGAUUUUCAUCCUAUUAGGGAUAGCUGCAUUGUUGGCUGCAUCGUUGGCUACAUUAUUUAUUUGGAAGAGAAAACUGUUCUGUUUUAAACAACAUGAGGAACCACUGGACAUGCUGUUGGAUAUCGAUCCAGAUUUGGAACCGUUUCUGCUUAGAAUUGUGGAAAUCCUGGGUUUGAAGGUGGUCCGGACUUUAGUCAAACGGAAAGGUUUGGUGUCUCAGGUCACAAUAGACAACAUAACGGAUGAAUAUCCUCAUGAUGUGACAGAACGUACGUAUCAGAUGCUGCUGACCUGGUACCAGAAGCAUGGCAUGAAAGGAGCUUACAAAACACUCUGUGAGAGCCUCAUCUCCAUGAACAUGAGGGCUAAAGCUGAUAAGGUGUCUGAACUCAUCCAAGAAGGACAAUGUAAUGAAAAUGUGACUCAGAAUGGAAACAUCUAGCUUUUAAACUCAAUAGUUUUAAACUCUAUUUCAAAAAUUUUAAACGUUUACCUUCUGUGCUUCCACACAACGAUCAUAAGGGACGUCGUGAAUGUUCUUCCUACGAGACUGCAACUGCUUAUAGCCUCGAGACUGCAACUGCUUAGUCCUUCCCUCCAUCCAUCCAUCCAUCCAUCUAUCCAGAUUCUGUGCUACCUAAACACAGCAUCACAGGGAACCCGGAGCUUCCUCGUGUCAUCUCAGGAAGUUUUUCUCCAACACACUCAGCUCUAGCUAACUUAUUACGCGUGCAUUGAAAAUGUAAUAAAACCUACGUUUCUAUAAAGCUGCUUUAUGUCGAACUGCGGGAAUAAAAUGUGCCAAAACCUCACGUUUUUCUGCUAUUAGUGCUUUACAAACUCACCCAGUUUAUUGGUCUGUAGUUUUGUAGUUAAAGUACAAGUUCAUUGCCGUAGAUUUACUGUAAAUGUUGGUGUUAUGGAACUGUGUGUCAAAAGUAAUAAAUGUUACACUGUUAUGUCUAAA